CGUGUUAUGGUCACGUGACGUUCAUAGCGACAAGUACACAACCUGCAAAAGACACAACGACCACCGUGCGAAAGCAGAAUUUGUUGAAUUUUAACACGAAUUUUGGCUGGAAAAAUGGCAGAAGAGGAGUCAGAAACAACAGGAAAGAUUGGCAGCAAGCGCAUAUUUGUUAACCACGUUGAUUGUUAUCACGGCAAGAAUAUUGGGAAAUACCUGUCCAACUGCAUCGUCGGUGCGUCACUUGAAGAAAUCGAAGAAGAGGAGGAAGAUGAUGCUUCAGUCAAGAGUGAUGUUGUUGGCCCACCCAAGGAGGGCACGUACCACAUCAUUGGCUCACUCAAGAACCCCAACAAACCCAAACCUGCUUGGGUGCAAGAGAUCAUCAGUUUUCCAGAGAAAGAACAGAUGUUGGAGCAUCUUGCUGAAUGUGACGUGGUAGUCUACGACAUCAAUGAGGAUCCUAGUCAGAUAGACGAAGCCUCCUGGGCCGUUUCAGCAUUGCAUGCAGAGCUGGAGCGAUUUGAGUCCCCCAAGAUGUUUGUCCUGAUCUCCAGCAUCAUGACGUGGGCCAAGAGCAAGCCAGUAGAUCCAGACGACACCGAGAUCCCAUUUACCGAGGAGGAUUACAGACGGAGGAAGCCACACUCCAACUUCAAGGCCCACAUCAGCGCUGAGAAGCUGGUCAUCAAGUUGGGCAAGACGAACAAAGCUAAGUUUGUGACCUACGUCAUCGCCUCUGGGCUUACCUAUGGCGGAGGGGAGAAUAUAUUCCACUAUUUGUACAAGGCGGCUUGGCACGGUGAAAUUGAAGCCCUUCAGUGCUUUGGCAAUGGCAUGAACAUCCUGCCCACUAUCCAUGUCAAAGAUCUGGCUGGUGUCAUCCAAAACAUUGCCGAUGCAAGACCUAAGACCAGAUACUUACUGGCUGUAGACGAUUCUCAGAACUCACUGGAGGAGAUUGUAAAGUGCAUAAGCACCAAUCUCGGUAACGGCAAAGUCAAACACAUCACCAAGGAGGAUGCACUGCUCAGCAAGGGGCUUUCGCAACAAGACUUUGACAUGCUGCUGACCAAUCUUCGGAUGGACGGCGUGUACACCAAGGAGAACAUGAACAUCCGCUGGGUGUCAGAGAGAGGCAUCAUUGAGAACAUUCCUCAGAUCAUCCAAGAGUUUAAGGCUACGAGGGGUCUUCUGCCGAUGCGAGGUUGUGUCCUGGGCCCCCCUGCCGUGGGCAAAACCUGUGUGGUGGCUGCACUGUGCAAGCAUUAUAAACUGCACCACAUCAAGAUUAAAGACGUCAUCGAUGAAGCUAUUGAAGUUCUGGAGAAGAGUGCAGCCAGAGCCGACGCUGAUGAGAACGAAGAUGAUGACGGCAAGGCACAAGAGGACCAGGAGUUACUGGAAGCCAUCAUGGAGAGCAAGGAAUCCAAUAACGGUCGCAUCGAGGACCAGUACAUCCUUCGCUUUUACCGUGACAAGCUUCAUUCCAUGCCGUGCCAGAACCAAGGCUUUAUACUUGACGGCUUCCCUAAGACUAUGGAGCAGGCUAAGGAACUCUUUGCUGCUGAGGAUGAAGAGGAGCAAGAUGAGAACAGCAAGGUGCCCAUCUAUGACAAGACCACCAUGCCGGAGCUAGUGGCCUCCUUGGAAGCACCGGACGACUUCUUGAAGAAGCGAGUCAUGAACCUCCCUGAGAAUACGGUGGCUGGUACCCACAACAACGAGGAAGGCUUGAUCCGACGGCUGACGGAGUACCGGGCAGUCAAUGAGGAGGACACCACCGUGCUUAACUACUUUGACGAACUGGAGAUCCACCCUGAACAUAUUGACAUGACCAAGGAGGUGGACCCCAACAACGCCACCAUCGUGGAGCAGGUCGUCAAGAUCAUGGGGGAGCCCCGCAACUACGGCCCCACCUCGGAUGAAGUCGAGGAGAUGGAGCGCACCGAGACGGAGAAACGACUCAAGAAGGAGCAGGAGGAGAAAGAGGAACGAGAGAGGCAGGAGGCAGAGGAGUCAGCGCUCAGAGAUCAGAGAGAGAAGGAAUGGGCGGAGAGACUUGAGGAGGUCAAACGUCAGGAGACAGAGCAGCUAGAGAACCAGUCCAUUCCACUGCGUAACUACCUGAUGAAGCAUGUCAUGCCGUCCUUGACCCAGGGAUUGAUCGAGUGCUGUAAAGCCAGGCCAGAUGAUGCCAUCGACUUCCUGGCGGAGUAUCUGUUCCGGAACAACCCACAGGUGGAUUAGCUGCUGUUGUCCCCAGAUGCGUCUAUUUUGAAAGAUUGAAUCUGAACAGUGCAACGCAUAUAGGGAGGUCUAUAUGAACCCUAACCCCUUGAAUGAUUUACUAGGAUCCUUCCUCACUCCUGCAAAAUCCGACACCAUAUGGUAAACUCAACACCCAAACUGUUGGACUCUGAUUAUAGUGGUACGCCCGACCCCAGGUAAAGCAUAAUCAGUUUACUAGUGCAGUGCUCACUCCAACAGAAUCCAACAAACAUGCAGUUGGAUUUUGAAGGGUUGGGAGGUGUGGCAUUCACUGCCGAAUCCUGCUCUCAAAGAAAGGUCACAAAAUUAGGAAACAAAACCACGACAGAAUAUUUUGAUAUCCGAGGGUCACUUAUCUUUCAAAACCUCUGAAAAUGAUAUUUUGAAUACUAAAGGAUUUCUCUGAUUGUUUGUCUUGAUUUUUCCAGCAGUCAAACCGAUAAAGGUGGUUACAUAAUCAAGCUACUUCCAUGAAAGGCAACUUCAGGUUUUUGAUAAGAGACAUGCUGUGGUUGGUCUCAAAAUUUUCAAUUUUUCAGACAACUUUAUUUUGACACAAUUUUGCUUUAUACAUCCCAUUUGUUUUCCGAUGAAAUGCAUUUAAUCCGAUCUGAAUGGAGGAAAAUAUUGUUCAUCUUGUAAAUAUCUUGUACGUCUAAGCAGUUGUUUCUCUAUAGUUUUGAUUAUUAAUCCGUCCAAACCUCAAUAUGAGACCAUUUCUGUGUAUACUUCAAUGAGGCCGUGAGAAAGCAUCUGAUUUUUCUGAGCUUUGUAAAAAUUGUGAUUGUAAAUUUAAAAGGGUUAGCUGUUCUGGAUUUGUUAACAUCCGUUCAUUAUUUCACACAUUAAAUAAUUUUUAACUUGAAUGUCAAUUCACCAAUGUUCUAAAAUUGUACAUUUUUGUUAACACAAAAGCUGUAACUGUAAAUUAAAGGUAGCAAGUGCCUUUUUGGUUGUUCACUGUUUAAAUAAAUAAUAAAAGUUUGUCUUAAAAAAAGAGAGAAAACAAUUCACGGGCAGAAUUUUCAUCCGUCCAUUAUAUUUCAGUUACAGAUGCGUUUAUUUGAGAAUAACUUGGUUUUCAUAUCUAGAAAAAGUAUUCAUCAGACCUUGUUUAAAUUAAAAAAAAUUGCUAUUGUGAUAUCUGAAGGAUAUCUA
This is a messenger RNA of Patiria miniata (bat star), 3426 nucleotides long. Its product is annotated as adenylate kinase 7-like. Gene Ontology annotation, molecular function: AMP kinase activity; ATP binding. The coding region runs from base 115 to 2247 and encodes 710 amino acids. Gene Ontology annotation, biological process: nucleobase-containing compound metabolic process. Gene Ontology annotation, cellular component: cytoplasm. The record is from RefSeq and is a predicted model, not a curated record. NCBI's taxonomy places the organism in Eukaryota, Metazoa, Echinodermata, Asteroidea, Valvatida, Asterinidae. The transcript is spliced from 17 exons.